UACAUUUAGCGUACAGGCCCGGAAGUGGUACUUUGUAUUGGCCGCCGUGUACUUUCGUUGCCACGUCUGUAGUUAGCGGUGUUGUUAGAAAAGCCGGCUUUGGUUUUUCAUAAUAUUGAUCGGAAGUUUAACUGCAAUCAUGGUUUCCGUUAUUAAUACGGUGGACACUUCACACGAAGACAUGAUCCAUGAUGCUCAGAUGGACUACUACGGCACCCGGCUAGCCACAUGCUCAUCGGACCGCUCUGUCAAGAUCUUCGACGUGAAGAAUGGAGGUCAGAUCCUGGUGGCAGAUCUCAGAGGCCACGAGGGCCCGGUGUGGCAGGUGGCGUGGGCUCACCCCAUGUACGGGAACCUGCUGGCAUCCUGCUCCUACGACCGGAAAGUCAUCGUCUGGAAGGAAGAGAACGGAACCUGGGACAAGAUGUACGAGUACACUGGACACGACUCCUCAGUGAACUCUGUGUGCUGGGGGCCGUAUGACUUUGGUCUGAUCCUGGCGUGUGGCAGCUCAGACGGAGCCAUCUCCAUCCUCACCUUCACCGGAGACCAGCAGUGGGACGUGAAGAAGAUCAGCAAUGCCCACACGAUCGGCUGUAAUGCGGUGAGCUGGGCCCCGGCCGUGGUGCCAGGCAGCCUCAUUGAGCAGCCCUCGGGCCAGAAGCCCAACUACAUCAAGAGGUUCGUCUCCGGAGGCUGCGACAACCUGGUCAAACUCUGGAAGGAGGAAGAUGGCCAAUGGAAGGAGGACCAGAAGCUGGAGGCCCACAGCGAUUGGGUGAGAGAUGUGGGUUGGGCUCCAUCCAUCGGUCUGCCCACCAGCACCAUUGCCAGCUGCUCCCAGGACGGCCGGGUGUUCAUCUGGACGUGUGACGACCCCUCGGGGAACACCUGGACGGCCAAGCUGCUGCACAAGUUCAAUGAUGUGGUCUGGCACGUCAGCUGGUCUAUAACCGGAAACAUCCUGGCCGUGUCCGGGGGAGACAACAAGGUGACACUGUGGAAGGAGUCGGCAGACGGCCAGUGGGCCUGCAUCAGCGACGUCAACAAAGGCCAGGGGGCCGUGUCCUCCAUCACAGACGGACAGCAGAACGAGCAGUGACCCUUGACCCCACCACUGGCCCAGACCCUGAACCCCGACACCGGAAUCCAAGAAAAGACAACAUACUUCCUGUCCCCUGCACCAGACCACCCAACAUCCCCCCCCUCCCUCCCCACACCCAGAGCCCUAACCUGGACUGUCGGACCCUGUCCCGGACCACCAGAGCUCUCACCCCUGAUUGAAACCAGGCACAGGAACAGAGACUCUUAUCCUGGAGCUCCAGCUCUGCCCCACUAGCUCCAGUCCCAGCCCCAGCCUGGCCCUGGACAGUCCUAGCCCCUGGAACUUCAGACCCUGGAACUAGCCUCCAUCUCUCCCUGCUACAUUCCUUCCCUCAAUGAGGAGAACAGUUGCACCCCCUCCCCUCCCCCCCUACCGUCUCCCAGCGCUCUGCUCCUUGGCUCCCAAAGUGUGGAAGGUUUUAGUUUAGCUGUAUGGUAGAACAUGUCUGACCUACCAAACUCGUGCUAACAGGUUGUCAGAAUGAAAAACAGAUCUGAGCAUUAAUUUUAGGGAAUCUGCCUUAAACAAAAUCUCACUCAGAUCUCCACAGAUAAAUCUUAUCAAACUGCUUUGUCAGAUAUUUUCCAUUUGUUUUGAAUUCAGAAUGUUAUGUUUUCAUAUCUCAAUGAAUAAAAAUGACUUG
Hypomesus transpacificus is the source of this 1748-nucleotide messenger RNA. RefSeq names its product SEC13 homolog, nuclear pore and COPII coat complex component (gene sec13). Gene Ontology annotation, cellular component: COPII vesicle coat; nuclear pore outer ring. The transcript has 9 exons. NCBI's taxonomy places the organism in Eukaryota, Metazoa, Chordata, Actinopteri, Osmeriformes, Osmeridae. Bases 140 to 1102 code for a protein of 320 amino acids. The record is from RefSeq and is a predicted model, not a curated record. Gene Ontology annotation, biological process: COPII-coated vesicle budding; positive regulation of TOR signaling; protein import into nucleus. Gene Ontology annotation, molecular function: protein binding; structural molecule activity.